CUGUCACCCGGGGGGGGUCCUGUGGCUCCCGUGUGACCCCAGAACCCCCCUGGGACCCCCCCCGGGGUCACCCCGGGACCCCAAAAUGUCCCCGGGAGUUCCCGGGGUCCCCCGGGGGAGCCCCAAAGUCCCGAAGUGACCCCGAAAUGUCCCCGGAGCCCCCGCCCGGCCCCGGGGUCCCGGCCCUGGCCCCGCCCACUCUCCGUGACCACGCCCACACGCGGCUGAUCUGCAUAGCCCCACCCGCUUGUCGCGGUCACGCCCCUCUGCUCGGGCUCCGCCCCCUUCCCGCCUUCUCGUUCUGGUCACGCCCCCUCCGGGGCCCCGCCCCCCCGCGCGCCGCCGCCGCCAUGAGCGGGGGGGGGGAGGGACCGGGACCCCCCCCGGCACCGGCACCGGCACCGGGACCCCCCUCCGGGACCGAGCGGGGCGGGCAGCGCGUGCGGGGCCGCGUCCUCGCGGCCUGGAACAGCGUCAAAUACGGCUGGACGCUGCGGCCGCGGCCCCACUUCAGCGCGCGGGACCCCCUGUACCUGCUGGGGAGGGUCUACGCACCGGGGAACGGGGGUGAGCGGGACCCCCGGGGGGCUCGGGAGGAGCUGGCUCGGUUCCGGCGGGAUUUCUGCUCCCGGUUGUGGCUGACGUACCGGAGCGGGUUCCCGGCGCUGCCCGGGACCCCCCGCACCACCGACUGCGGCUGGGGCUGCACCCUGCGCAGCGCGCAGAUGCUGCUGGGCCAGGGGCUGCUGCUGCACCUGCUGGGCCGCGACUGGAUGUGGCCGGAGGCGCUGCUGGAGCUGGAGCCGGGGGGGCCCCGCAGGACCCGCGACCCCCCGGGACGGGCACGGGACCCCCCGGGACGGGCACGGCCCCCCCGGGAUGGACCGAGGGUCCCCCGGGACGGACACGGAUCCCCCAGGACGGACACUGCGACCUCCGGGAGGAGACGGGACCCCCUGGGAUGGACCCAGGACCCCCCAGGACAGGCGCGACCCCCCCAGAAUGGGCAGGGACCCCCCAGGAUGGACACGGAGAGGUCCGGGGGGAUCCGGGACCCCCCGGGACAGCCCCGGGACCCCUCGGGACAGCCCCGGGACCCCCCGGGACAGCUCCGGGACCCCUCGGGAUGGGCACGGGACCCCCCGGGAAAGCCCCGGGACCUCCCGGGACAGCUCCGGGACCCCUCGGGACGGGCACGGGACCCCCCGGGCGCCCCCCGAGCCCCCCGGGAGGCGGAGCGGCGGCACCGCGCCAUCGUGUCCUGGUUCUCCGACCACCCCCGGGCCCCGUUCGGGAUCCACCGGCUCGUGGAGCUGGGCCGGGAGUUCGGCAAAGGCGCCGGGGACUGGUUCGGCCCCGCCAUCGCCGCCCACCUGCUCCGGGGGGCCGUGGAGUCCUGCACGGAGACCCCCGGGCUCGCCGUCUACGUGGCCCAGGAUUGCACCGUUUACAAAGGGGACGUGGCCAGGUUGGUGCGGGGCGACCCUGACGGGGGAACAGCGGCACCGGGAACACCGGGACCGAGAACGUCGGGAACACCGGGAAUGCCGGGAUUGGGAACGCUGGGAGCUCCGGGACACGGGACACCGGGAACACCGGGAGCACCGGAGCCGGGGCAGCCCCGCGGGCUCGUCCUGCUGGUGCCGGCGCGCUUGGGGGGCGAGAACCUGAACCCCGUGUACGUGGAGUGCGUCAAGGAGCUGCUGCAGCUCCGCUCCUGCCUCGGCAUCAUCGGCGGCAGGCCCCGGCACUCGCUCUUCUUCCUCGGCUUCCAAGCCCUGCGUGGACACGGCCCGGGAGAAUUUCCCUCUCCAGUCCUUCCACUGCUGCUUCCCGCGGAAAAUGCCCUUCGGGAAGAUGGAUCCCAGCUGCACCUUCGGCUUCUACGCCCACGGGCCGGAGCUGGAGCAGCUCUGGGGGGACCUGACCCGGGUGCUGGCCCCCCCCUCGGCUCCGGAGCGUUAUCCCAUCUUCACCCUGGCCGAGGGCCACGCUCAGGACCAGGCCCUGGACGCCCCCCCCGGGCCGCCCCCCGCCCUCCCCCGCCGGGGGAAACGCCCCAAAAAACCCAACUCGGACGAGUUCGUUCUGCUGUGAGCCCCCCCCGAACCCCCCCAAAAACACUGGAUCGGCCUCGGCUCGGGGGGGGGCCGCGGGCACCUCCCCCCUCCCCAAAUUGGGGCAGGUUUGGGUCACUACUGCCCCCCCCCCCACACUCCGGGACCCCCCGAAUUCCCGGGACCCCCCGAAUUCCCGGGACCCCCCGUUCACUGUCAGAGGCUGCUCAGGGUGGGGGGGGGGGGUUAUUUAUUGCUCCACUCAGGACCCCCCCGGCCGCGCCCCCCCCCCCCAAAAUAAAGACGACUUGAACCGA
Molecule: messenger RNA, 2374 nt
Organism: Haemorhous mexicanus (house finch)
Lineage: Eukaryota; Metazoa; Chordata; Aves; Passeriformes; Fringillidae
Gene: ATG4D
Product: autophagy related 4D cysteine peptidase
Exons: 10
Coding region: 147-2369 (740 amino acids)
Molecular function (GO): protein-phosphatidylethanolamide deconjugating activity
Source: RefSeq, a predicted model, not a curated record